AUGCAGGUGGUUGAAUUAAUCAGGCGCCUGACACGCUUGCUAACGGAUAAAUGGGCAACGCAUCACACACAUCAUGUAGCAGCAGCAACAGCAACGGCAGCAGGGAGUAGUGAUGGCACUAAAAGUGAAGCCACUUCAACUAGCGGCGGUGGUGGCAUGAUGUCCAAAAUUAAUGCGCGUCACUGGCUACAUCCAACGUCGACACACUCAACUUCAUCCUCACCGUCAGUGACACCACCCACAGCAACGCCUCUGGCGACCACGCCCAUUAUGCCGCUUGCCACCGGCACCAGUAGUGCAACAUUCCUGCCCGCCACAUCGGCCACAACACCAACACCCUCUGUUGCAUCGUCGGCCUCUUCUUCAUCCGCUUCGGUGGCGGCCACUAUUACAACACCGUCGUCUGUCAUGCAUCACCAACAAUUGCAACAACAACUGCAACAACAACAGCAGCAAUUGCUAACCAGCGAAGAGUUGCGACGCAAUACUUUCUAUCGCACGGUUUGCGCCAGCUUUCAAAGCGCCAUUUUACUGCUGGACAUGGACACGGGCGAAAUAAGCGACUACAAUGAAAGAAGCACCAUCAAGGAUGAUUUAGGCACACAACGCGUGUACAAGAAGACCUCACCAAAUUGUGUGCUCACCCUUUAUUUGCCAACACGCGAGAUCACCCUCUCUGGAAAUAAUCCAGCCAUAGUACACGGCAUUAUCUAUGUGGAUCCGAAAGCAAUACAGGGUUAUCGAGUGUAUGCGCAGUUGACAUUGACGUUUCGUUAUGGACGAGAGGAUGAGGAGGUGAUGGGUUUGCGUUUCUGCAAUGAGGCCAUCAUGUCGCUGCAUCAAGUCUGGCCGAGGAAUGAGGAGCCUGCGCUUGAGUCACUCAGCCCAAUGCAGGAAGCCUUAGUCAAGCGUCUCGGCGAUGGUGCGCACCCAUUCACACUCACCUUAACCCCACAAGCGCCACCAAGCGUACAAUUAGUGCCGGCAAAACGUUACUUUGGCGCACCAAUAGGCACCAGCUACGAUGUGCGUUGCUUUAUAGCCGACAAAACGGAUGAGAAAUUCCAUAGGCGCACCGCCGUCAAAAUGGGUGUACGCGUCAUUUAUCGCACCGAUGUCUACCAUCAUGCCAAUGGACCGGACAAUUUCGGCGCUUUCAGCAGCCAGGGCACCUCACCACCGUCCACUGCUGCUUUGACCUCACCCCCAUCGACGCUCACUAAUACUGUCAACUCUCCUGCACACACUCAAAGCGGCAGCACUACACCCGCCUUAGCCUCGGCGCUGGGUGGCAGCUGUAGCGCCGAAAGCAAUACUAGUUUUGAGGGUACAUCUGGCAGCGAUCGCGCGCAGUCAACACAGCCGACCACACAAAGCCACGCCAAGCCACGCAAAUCGGAACGUGGUGACUCGUUCCCUAAGCUGCGUCUUUCGCCGAAGUCCUUUCGCUUUAGCGGCCGCUUUGGACGCAGUAAAAGUGAGAUUGAAAAGUGUCCGAGCGAUCCGUUCUACAACUAUAGUAAAUCGUUUCAGGAGUACGAUUCCACUGCUGCUGGCGGUGGUGGUGGUGGUGCCGGUGUCGGUGUUGGUAUUGCCAAUGUACCACCACCUCACUCCGCAUCGCUUGCUGGUGGUUGCGCGGUUGGCGGUGUGAUUGGUGGCAAUGCAGCCACCGCCAUGGCGGGUGCGCUUAGCUGUGGCGGUGGACCACAGGGUGCGGUGGACAAGCCAUUUCUAUUACAGGAUGGGCGUGUUGGCUUGCAGGCGAGCCUCGAUAAGGCCUGGUAUACACAUGGUGAGGAAAUCUGUGUGACGGUGAAUAUCAAGAAUGACAGCCGCAAGACGGUGCGAAAAGUGCGGGUGAACGCCAUCCAACAUGUCGACGUCUGCAUGUUCAACAACGGCAAAUUCAAAAAUGUUGUCGCCGACUCCGACACCAGCUCGCCCGUGGAUCGCACAGUCCCUCCUGGUGGCACGCUAAACACCACAGUCAUACUCAAACCCCAACGCGGCCAAACCAAAAACUGGAUUGCACUCGAAGAUACGCUACAGCACGCCACUGAAUUGGAAGAGGUCAACGGUGUCAUCGCUGCCUCAGCGAUACGUUCACCAAAUCUUAUACUAGCGCCCGGACAAGCGAUGAAUCCUUGUCACAGUCCCGCCGUGGGCAUACCACAACCAACAGGCUACCAUGGACACGGCGUUUCGGGCAAUGUGGGUGAUGACCGUAACGUCUUCGCCAUUUAUGUGUCCUACUAUGUGAAGGUGAAGCUAACAUUGAGCAGUAUGGGUGGCGAACUCUCGCUGAAGCUACCAUUCGUGUUGGUGCAUGUGGAAGAGCCGCGUAUGCAUCACAUAGUUGAGAGGCUAGCGCUAGACGAUGUGCCAGCGGGUAAGAGAAGUGAUAAUAAAGUGGAAAGUGGCGCUACUACAACAGCAGCGGGUAUAAUAGGAGCGUCGGCACGCAAAGAUGGAAAUGGACGAUUGAGUGGGCAUGCACAACACCUCGAUCGCAUCGAAUCUGUGGACGAUGAGAUACGCUUGCCGAUACCAGAACCAGAUACGCCAACUACUAUAUCAAGCAACAAUAACAAGCGUAAACUUGUGCGCAGCGAAACGCUAGCUAAAGACUUGGAGGAGGAAAUAGAAGAGCAGGUAGCAAUAGAAGCUAGGAAAUCUACGCUUACCAGUGCAGAGAACAGUGUUACAAAAGAAGACGCAGAGUUGGAACAAGUGCAUGUAGUGCAAAUACACGCACAUGAGACGGUGGGCAAAGAAGCUCAGUCGGAGGAGGCCAAGCAACAAAUGAUGGAUACAGAAGCGAAAGAAGAUGUGGUAUUGGAAAAUACCCCCUCGGUUGUUGAUAAACAGCAGCAAACAGUCGAUCAACCCAACGCCCCAAUCACUGAAGAGAUAGUUUAUGCAAAUGUGCAAAUAGGUUCCACAGCUAUGGAGGAAACGCCUAACGUCGAUGGUCUCAACCCACAAGCAACUAAUGUGUGA
Molecule: messenger RNA, 3003 nt
Organism: Anastrepha obliqua
Lineage: Eukaryota; Metazoa; Arthropoda; Insecta; Diptera; Tephritidae
Exons: 8
Coding region: 1-3003 (1000 amino acids)
Biological process (GO): G protein-coupled receptor internalization; signal transduction
Cellular component (GO): cytoplasm
Molecular function (GO): G protein-coupled receptor binding
Source: RefSeq, a predicted model, not a curated record